UGCUUGGCUGUCUGUCCGUGUGGAUCGUGGUUAAAGUGUGCUGGCAACGACUUACGGCGUCGAGAAAAGGAGAGCAGAAAGACUAACUGACGCUGUAUUUGCCGUGCCUAGGCAGCCAUGGCUACAUAGCUGGGCCGGAAUCACCAGUUUCUCUCUUGCCCCUAGGCCUUUCGGAAUGUUAAGCAGGUUGGGUCGGUGUCGAGCCGCAAGGUGGAGCGAGUCGAUGGCUGAAAUAAUCUCGGAGGCCUUAUAUUGUAAGAUGGACAUCUGACGGGGGUUGCCUUCCGUCUUUUAUUAUGUUAGCAUCGCCUGUACGUCUAAGGCUGUAAGUGUUGCCACGCGAAAUGUAAGUGCUCCAAGGAUGUCUAUGUUUUAGCGUGUAUGGGGAUGACGGUAAUGGAUAAACCGAAAACCAAUCGUAACUCUCGAAAUGUUUUUGAGGGUGGUUGGAAAAGAUACCACACUCUUCCCAGUUGCUGGAGGUUGAGCUGGAUCCUGUUGGCUUUGUUGCUCUUUCUCGUACGUUACGCUCAGGGUCAGGGGCCCGGCGUCCAGGUGACGGGAUCUUCUAGGUCCAAGGAAAUCGACAUGAGAGUGCAGUUCGAACUGGUCGAGGGCCUUCCGCCCGGUACGGUGGUGGGUACCAUACCCACCAAGCCCAAUUUCACCUACCGCUUCAACGAUAACCCUCCCGAAUUCCAUCUCAAUGCCAGCACUGGCAUCAUUACCACCACAGUGGAGUUGGAUCGUGAGUCUCUACCCAGCGAUCGCUUCGACCUAGUGGUACUCAGCAGCCAACCUACUUACCCUAUCGAGGUGCGUAUCAUCGUUCUCGACGUCAACGAUAAUGCUCCUACUUUUCCCGAGCCGGGUAUCGAAGUGUCUUUCUCAGAAAGUGCCAACGUGGGUACCAGAGUCAUUUUGGAUACCGCCACCGACGGUGAUGCCGGUGUUAACGACAUCACCACCGAUUACAAGUUAGUGUCCGGUAAUGAAGACGGCAAAUUUAGAUUAGUGGUCACUACCAAUCCCAGUGGUGAGAUGCCUUAUUUGCAUCUAGAAACUAUGGGCAGACUCGACAGGGAGGUCAAGUCGUUUUAUCAGUUGAAUAUCUCUGCGCAGGAUGGUGGUACCCCCGUCAAAAUCGGUCAUCUUCAAGUUAACAUUAGCAUCCUCGACGUGAACGAUAACCCACCAAUUUUCGAUCACAGUGAUUAUUCGGUGAGUUUAAACGAAAGUGUGCCACCCGGGACUAGUGUUCUUCAAGUGAGAGCUACAGACAACGAUAUAGGGGAUAAUUCGAAAAUCACAUAUUUUUUAAGUGACACAGAAACUCAGUUUUCCGUCGAUCCUCAGACGGGGAUCAUCUCUACCGUGGAUCAUUUGAAUUGUCAACAGAAUUGUCCACCACCCGACAACUGCCCCAAGAGUUGUGUUUUCACUGUGUUCGCUCGCGAUCACGGAUCGCCCAGACAAGAUGGAAGAGCUUACGUCACAGUUAAUCUUUUAGAUGCCAACGAUCACGAUCCGAUCAUCAGGUUUCGAUUUUUUCCAUCUACUGCCAAUUACGCCACGGUGGACGAGAAUGCCCAAAAUGGUUCCGUGGUUGCUGCUGUUAGUGUCAUCGAUUUCGACGAAGGCCCCAACGGGGAGACUACGGUCGACAUUCAAGACGGCAACGAAUUUAAUCAUUUUCGACUCGAAUCCACCCCCAGUUUCGAUAUAGUUAGGGUCAGUGCCAUUUUAGAUAGGGAACAAAUUAGUAAAUACAAUCUAACCAUUACUGCUAUCGAUAAGGGGAGCCCCCCGAGAAGUUCGACGGCUUUUCUUAUAAUUCACGUGAAUGACGUAAACGAUCACGAACCCGUGUUCGAAAAAAAUGAAUACUCUACCGUUCUCAGCGAACUAGUGCCAUUGGGUACCUUUGUUUCUGGUAUCACAGCCACAGACGAGGAUACCGGUAUCAAUUCUAACAUAUACUACUCCAUUAUAUCUGGUAACGACAGGAGAUGGUUUGCCAUGGAUAUGCUCACAGGUCUAGUGACAACUGUCAGGAGGUUAAACAGAGAGGAUCAAGACUUUGUGGAAUUAAAAAUUUCAGCACGCGACGGUGGACCGAGCCCGAAAUGGGCUUACACCUACCUUAAAAUCCAAAUAUUAGAUGAAAAUGACGAAGCCCCUUCAUUUUCUCAGACUUACAUUAACGUUUCUCUAUCGGAACACGCGCCACCAAAUUCCUUGAUCACUAUCGUUUCUGCCGUCGAUAAUGAUUUGGGAACCAAUGGAAGCAUCAUAUACAGCCUGGAUCCGGAAAUGGAACAGAUGUAUCCUGGAAAAUUCUCCCUGGAUUCAACGUACGGUCGUCUGAUUGCCAAAAUCCAGCUGGAUCGCGAAGAGCUCGGGAUAUACUUCAUAAAAGUCAUUGCAAAGGAUCAAGGACAACCCGCCCUGUCUUCCACGGCAACCGUGCAGUUGAAUAUCUUGGAUGUGAAUGAUAACACGCCAUUUUUCUAUCCCAAAAUAUAUUUUACGUCCGUUAAUUACGACGUUGCCGUUGGUACUUCAAUAUGCAAAGUGAUGGCCUUCGACCAGGACGAAGGGAGAAACGCAGUCAUUGUUUAUAAUCUGAUGAACGGAGACAAUAAGUUGUUUGAUAUUUCCGAAAAAACGGGUAUGAUUACCGUGAAGAAGAAAUUACAGGUGUCUGUGAAAUAUGAAUUAUUACUGUCUGCCCAAAAUCCUGGUGAUAAGGACGUUUCGGAUACGGCAACCGUCGUCAUCUACAGCAGCGAUAAUGCCACCGAAAACAAUAAAAUGGAAUUUCAGCAGAAGAACGGGUACCAUUUUGAAGUGGAGGAGGAUCAAUACGCUCGAGAACCCAAUGUUGGAAGAGAAGUAGGAAGAGUAUACGCCAUACCACCGGGUUCCAAAUACGUCAUUGCAGACGGUGACGAACUAGGAUGGUUCAAGAUGGACGAAAGAACGGGCAUCAUCACUACUUCACGAGGUUUGGACCGCGAGAAAAAGAAUAGCGUAACUUUGAAAGUAAUAGCCUACAGCGCCACGAAUUUCGUGACGACCUUUGUGAACGUCACCAUUCGAGAUGUCAACGAUUAUCCACCCACCUUUCUCUCACCUGUCAGACAAGUGGAAGUGAUGGAAGAUUGGCCCGUAGGCAGGGAGGUAUAUCUGCUUCAGGCUACCGAUUUAGACGAGGACAUCAAUAGCAAGAUGGAGUAUCACCUCAUCUCUAACCCUCAAAAUCUCUUCUCUAUUAAUAAAGUCACGGGAAUGAUCUACAUAAACAAGUCGUUGAGGCACGAAGCUCGUAACAGGUACACCAUAGAAGUGAUGGUUAGGGAUUCUGGGAUUCCCUCUUUGUCUAGUAAGAUACAAUUAGGGAUUUUAGUCAACGACGUCAACGAUCACGCUCCCAUAUUCGAUCACCUGACAUACGAGAUAUCCCUGAUGGAAUCGACGUCCGUUAACGACAGGUUUUACGCACUGCACGCCAGUGAUUCCGACUUUGAGGAAAACGGCAGAAUCACUUACAACAUCGUGGAUGGCAACGAGGAAAACAAAUUCGCCAUUUUUCCGGACGGAUAUAUCUACGUCAGAAGUUCGUUGGAUCGAGAGAAGCGUGACUAUUACGCUCUAACCGUUACGGCAACGGAUAAUGGCACCAAACCGCGCACCUCUUCUGCCUACGUCAUCAUUCACAUCAUCGACGAGAACGACAAUGCACCAGUGUUUAGCAAUGACACCUUUGUUUUCUACAUACCAGAGAACGAACCGCCGGACACUUACGUUGGCAAGUUGUCCGCCGAAGACGGUGACAAGGGGCGAAAUGCCGAACUUACCUACUCCAUCAGCACCAACCAACACGACUUUUUAGUGGACCCCAAAUCUGGUUUCAUCAGGACGCAAAACUAUUUCGAUCGAGAGAAACUUGUGGAAAUUUCUGGUCAUGACUACAUCGUUAUAGAGGCAGUGGUUAUGGAUGGAGGGGUAACGAGGCUUCGAGACGAAGCCAAAGUUACGGUGUAUAUAGCCGACGUUAAUGAUAACGUACCACAAUUUAUUCGCACACCUUACAGAGCAGCUGUUUCCGAAGGUGCUCCAACCAGGACUCUAAUCGUUAGAGUGAGUGCCACAGAUGCGGAUGACGGUUUGAAUGGCAACGUGGUCUACUCCAUUACGGGUGGGAACACCGACGACAGUUUCGUCAUCGACCAGGAUGCUGGACAGAUCACUCUGCUGAAAUCUUUGGAUAGAGAAAGCGUUUCCCGUUACGUCCUCACCAUAGAAGCUAGAGACAGCGGGGAGAUGGCCAUACUCUCCUCCACGGCCACAGUCACCAUAGACGUGUUGGACGAGAACGAUAACUCUCCCCAAUUUUCCGUCUCCACCCUACACAUAGAGAUACUAGAGAACACCCCGGUGAAUAUGAAAAUAUUUAAUUUUACCGCCACCGAUGCGGAUUUGGGACUGAAUGGGGAGAUUACGUAUUCCAUUGUUGCGGGUAAUAUAAAAGAAACCUUCAAGGUCGAUGCCGGUACCGGUGUGCUUUACGUGUCUAGGCCAUUAGACUUCGAGGAGCAGAGCGUUUAUCAUUUGAAUAUCACUGCCAGCGACGGUGGUGCUCCCAGGCUGACUUCCACCCUCCAAUUUACCAUCAGGAUUUUGGACGUUAACGACAACGCUCCCACUUUUUCCAACGUGGCACUGGUGAGGCAAAUCGAAGAGGGAAUCGCCAUAAAUAGCCCCAUACUGACAGUGGUGGCUGAAGAUAAGGAUUCGGGUGAUAAUGGCAAGGUAAUCUAUGGCUUGAUCGAUCAGGAACCACCUGGAAAUCACUUCUCCAUCAAGCGCAAUACCGGUGUCGUAACCACCACUCAUCAGAUCGAUAGGGAAUACAGCGAUACAUUCCGUUUGAGAGUCGUGGCUUACGACAUGGGAUUGCCUAAACCCCUGUCUGCCGAGAAGACCGUGACGAUUAUAGUGGAGGACGUCAACGACAAUGCCCCCACCUUCGUUUCUAUGGAUACCGGCGUCCUACCCGAAAAUUCGGAAAGGGGUUUCGUGGUGAUGACGUUAUCGGCAGUGGAUCCUGACGCCAAUAUGAACGGUAUGGUAAAUUACGAACUGGUAGACGGUAAUCACGAUUUAUUUUUUCUGGAUCGUACCACGGGCGAUCUUUACCUAUCCAGGAAAGUGGAUCAACCCGACGUCAUCUAUACUUUAACGGUGCAGGCUACGGAUCAAGCUCCUGGUGCAUACAGGAAGACGUCAAGAAGUAAAAUUACCGUGGUCGGUACCACCGAUCGCCCGACUGGUCCAGUUUUUUCUUCGUCGGAGUACCUUGGUUCCGUGUUCGAAAACGAACGCGUAGGUACCAGCAUUCUAGGUGUCAGAGCUCAGUAUAAGAGCGGUUCGGCUACCGUUUCCUACUAUUUAACUGGGAUAUAUUCAGAGGAUGUACCACAGAAGCGCGUGUUUGCCAUCAAUCGUCAGAGUGGCGUCAUCACCACCGCAGCCGUUCUGGAUCGAGAAAGUGGAGCUCACGUUUACGAAUUGGUAGUUUACGCCGUGGACAUCUCGGCACCCAGCCCCCACACCACUAAAACAAAGGUUAUCGUAACAGUCCUAGACAGGAACGAUAGUCCACCCGUCUUCCGUAACGCUCUUUACCUCAUCUCUCUGUCUGAAGAUGCUCCUCCUGGCCACACCGUCACCGUGGUUUCUGCAACAGAUGCAGACACAGAAGGAAGUAUCACUUAUUCUCUUGUAGAGAAUAAAGACAACAAUUUGUUUCAACUAGAUGCUAAAACUGGAGUUCUUCUAUUACGAGAACCUUUGGAUCGUGAAGUAACAUCCUUACACAAGUUACUGGUUAGCGCUAGUGAUGGAGUUCAAUCGUCCGAAACGACAGUCACUAUCGAGGUCAUCGACACAAAUGACAAUCCUCCAGUUUUCGAGCAGUUUGCAUAUUCGUUCGAUAUCGUGGAAGACAUGCAGAGGGGUGCUCAAAUAGGAACAGUAGUUGCUACCGAUACUGAUAAUGGAAUCAAUGGUCAAGUAAGCUACAGCGUGUUAAGUGAUUGGGGAAACGACGUAUUUUCUUUAAAUCCUCAAACUGGGAUCUUUACUUUAACUUCGCAUCUCGAUUACGAACAGGUUCAGCAUUACAUUUUCGUGGUUCAAGCUCAAGAUUCGGGACAACCGAGUCUGUCUACAACUGUUACAGUUUAUUUCAACGUUCUAGAUCUAAAUGACAAUGCACCCUUAUUCGAUCCCAUGAGUUACAGCGAUGAAAUUUUUGAAAACGUCACAGUUGGAACCAGUGUCAUACAAGUUACUGCUACAGAUUUGGAUUCGGGUAAGUUAAAACAUCGUUGCUACUUAAAUUUUACAUUAUUUUAUGCUGAUUUAUGUAAUUUUCCAUGAUUUUA
This is a messenger RNA of Centruroides sculpturatus (bark scorpion), 6452 nucleotides long. RefSeq names its product cadherin-related tumor suppressor-like. The transcript is spliced from 4 exons. The record is from RefSeq and is a predicted model, not a curated record. Lineage: Eukaryota; Metazoa; Arthropoda; Arachnida; Scorpiones; Buthidae. The coding region runs from base 382 to 6447 and encodes 2021 amino acids. Gene Ontology annotation, cellular component: plasma membrane; cell-cell junction. Gene Ontology annotation, molecular function: calcium ion binding. Gene Ontology annotation, biological process: homophilic cell-cell adhesion.